AUGAGCCUAGUAGACGACCUUAAGGGCCCUGAAGUCCGAAGCUGGACGACCGAUGAAGUAUGUGCGUGGUGCGCUGAAGUCUUGAGGGUCGAAGACGCCGACGCUUUGUCUGCCAUUGAAGACGCGGUACGAGAAAAUAACAUUGAUGGGCAAGUUAUAGGAGAUUUGACGCUAGAUGACUGUAAAUCCCUGGUCAAUGGGGACCGGCGGCUGGCCGUGCGGUUCAAAAUCGAGCUGAACAGGCUUCGGUCCAAGUCUCAAGAGGUGGACCAGACAGAGGAGAUAGCAGUGACGUUACAGCAGCUGUACGUGGCUGUCACGGAAAAAUUGCAGGAGUUUCAGUCGCAGUACUCGCGUCUGCGACUAGAUGUUAUGGAUGUGAUGAGGAAAGGAACGAUGCCAGUACAACAACAGCAGCAGCAGCAGCAGCAGCAGCUGUCGCAACAGCAACUCCAGUCGCUGCCGCAGGCAACGCAACUACCGCUGCAGCAUCCAAGUUCCUCGGCGUCAACAUCUAACCAGCCCCAGCACGACUACUUUGAAGGUCAUCGCGUUGUUACGAGCAGCUCUCCAGGGGCCACUGCGACUGUGACUCGCCAACCUGCCUUCAACAGGUCAACAUCGAGUGCUUUUACCGCUCAUGGCUCCGGAACUACACCAGGGACUCCUGGCGUAAGUUCUAAUGAACCUCUCAAGCACAUGCGUGCAUCCAAAGACGAUUCCUGCGAGAAAAUUCUCAAAAGCGCUAUGCGAAGACACAACUUGAAGGAACAGGAUUGGAAGCAGUACGUCUUAGUGAUCUGCUACGGCGACCAGGAACGAUUUUUGGAGCUAGACGAAAAACCCGUAACCAUUUUCAAGAACCUGAAGCAGCAGGGUCUUCAUCCUGCCAUCAUGCUAAGGCAACGUGGGGAUUUUGAGGAAGUCGGGGGUGGAUUGACCCCAGGAGGCAGACUUUAG
Molecule: messenger RNA, 960 nt
Organism: Lachancea mirantina
Lineage: Eukaryota; Fungi; Ascomycota; Saccharomycetes; Saccharomycetales; Saccharomycetaceae
Source: the annotation of a GenBank genome assembly